Messenger RNA from Ilyonectria robusta, 1011 nucleotides. Its product is annotated as SGNH hydrolase-type esterase domain-containing protein. Gene Ontology annotation, molecular function: phosphatidylcholine lysophospholipase A1 activity. NCBI's taxonomy places the organism in Eukaryota, Fungi, Ascomycota, Sordariomycetes, Hypocreales, Nectriaceae. The transcript is spliced from 2 exons. The record is from RefSeq and is a predicted model, not a curated record. The coding region runs from base 1 to 1011 and encodes 336 amino acids.
AUGAUGCGGUCCCUUCUGAAGCCUCUCGGGCAAUUGGCCGUCCUUGGCCUCGCCCUCACAGUGCCAGCUUACGCUACCCGAAACGAUAACAUUGAUGACGCCAAAGUCAUGGUUGGGGGCAACGUCGAGCUCCGGUUGAUGCCCCUCGGCGCCUCCAUCACAGAUGGCAAGGGGUCCGACGAUGGCAAUGGCUAUCGUAAAACAUUGCGGGACCUCCUCGUGGCCGACGGGAACAAAGUUGACAUGGUCGGAUCCCGCGAGUCUGGAGACAUGGAUGACAACCAAAACGAAGGUUGGAAUGGUCUGCGGAUUGAUCAAGUCCUCGAGAAAGCCAAGGCAUCGGUCCCCGAGCUACUCCCCAACCUCAUCACCAUCAACGUUGGCACCAACGACUGUGUUCAAGACUACGAUAUCGGGAACGCGGCCGGCCGCAUGGAGGAGAUGCUCAGGUACCUGUGGAAAGCCUCCUCCAAAGCAACCGUCAUAUUGUCAACGUUGCUGGUCAACGGGGACUCUGAUGUAGAAGAGAGGGUGCUGGAGGUGAACAAGCAGUUCAAGGCUCUCGCCGAAAACAUGACGGCCGAAUCGAGGAAGGUCAUCCUUGUCGACAUGCACUCGAGCGACGGACCCCAGGAGGGAGAUCUCGUUGACGGAACGCACCCAGACUCCGCAGGAUACCAGAAGAUGGCUGAGAUUUGGUUCAAGGGCAUCGAAGAUGCGGCCUCUAGAGGAUGGCUCGAAAGCCCAGAGGUGCUUCCCACCGAUGCACCUUCAACGAUGGUCUCAACGACCUCGCCAUCAACGACGCCUGGCGCGUCGAACGGAUCGAUUUCGGCGACAGGUGCGCUGGAGACUGCUUCGGCGGUGGUGGAUGACAAGGAGACUCAGUCCACAACUGACGCCGCUUCUGCAGCGCAGACAUCAGAGGGUGGCUCCAAGGCGCCACAGGCUGCUGGAUGUCCGGCCGUGGCGUUGAUCCUGGCGGUAGGGACACUGGUCCUUCUGAUAUAA